Trichomycterus rosablanca is the source of this 6393-nucleotide messenger RNA. It is a transcript of the gene tns2a, whose product is annotated as tensin 2a. The transcript is spliced from 28 exons. The record is from RefSeq and is a predicted model, not a curated record. Gene Ontology annotation, cellular component: focal adhesion. Gene Ontology annotation, molecular function: protein tyrosine phosphatase activity; protein binding. NCBI's taxonomy places the organism in Eukaryota, Metazoa, Chordata, Actinopteri, Siluriformes, Trichomycteridae. Gene Ontology annotation, biological process: peptidyl-tyrosine dephosphorylation. The coding region runs from base 162 to 5219 and encodes 1685 amino acids.
UGGAGUCAGGAGAACACGAGUGAGAGAGGCAGAGGGGGACCACUAGUAUCCACAGCUCUGUUUAUUAUUAUUAUUAUUAUUAUUUUUCCCAUCCAUUGGAAAGCAAUUGUGAGGGUAAGAGCAGUAAUAAUAAUACUUUAUAAUUACAUCAUAACUAUUAUAUGGGUUGCACCCUGUGUACGGAUUGCUGCGAGGACGAGCCGGAGGCAGAGGUGCUCAGAGGGACUCUAAAGAGGGAAAGUUCACAGAGAAGUGGCAGCAUGAGACUCACCAAGGCAGGGAAAGGUGAGCCCCAUGAGUUUAAGGAGAAGACCUUCAAGAAGAAGCGUCAGUGCGGGGUGUGUAAACAAAACAUAGACGGUCUGGGCUCCUUCUGCCGAGUCUGCAAAACAGCCACUCAUAAGAAAUGUGAAAGCAAGAUCAGCACAGUUUGUAUACCAGCCUCAUCCUCUGAUUUGCAGCGGAGAGGAACGAACUCUUCUCGACACAUUCAACAUCUGGGUUCAACCAAGUCUUUGACGUACACCAAACAGAGAAGCACUCUACCCAGGAGUGUAAGUGUGGAUCGGGUGAUGGACAGAGUGAUGGAGCGGCACUAUGACUUUGAUCUCACCUAUAUUACCGAACGCAUCAUUUCCGUCUUCUUUCCCCCUUUGCUGGAAGAGCAGCGCUAUCGGCUUAAUCUCAAAGAGGUGGCCUCCAUGCUAAAGUCCAAACAUCAGGACAAGUUUUUGUUGCUCAACCUGUCUGAACGAAGGCAUGACAUCACACGGCUUAAUCCCAAGGUCCAUGACUUUGGCUGGCCUGACCUUCAUGCACCCCCUCUAGACAAGAUAUGUUCCAUGUGCAAAGCCAUGGAGACUUGGCUGAACUCUGAUCCCCAGCAUGUGGUGGUUCUGCAUUGCAAGGGCAAUAAAGGAAAGACAGGAGUUAUCAUCGCUGCCUACAUGCACUACAGCAAGAUUUCAGCAGGGGCAGAUCAGGCUCUGAGCACACUGGCUAUGAGGAAAUUCUGUGAGGACAAAGUGUCUUCAUCUCUCCAGCCCUCACAGAACAGGUAUAUAUAUUACUUUGGAGGACUUCUGUCUGGGGCCAUAAAAAUGAAUAGCUGCCCUUUGUUUCUGCAUCAGAUCCUUAUUCCCACCAUCCCAAAGUUUCAUCCUGAUGGAGGCUACCUGCCCUUCUUAAAGAUCUAUCAGGCCAUGCAGUUGGUCUAUACCUCAGGCAUAUACGAUUUGCAGGGUUCUAUAGGCAGGAAGCUGUGUGUGACCAUUGAGCCUGCUUUGUUGCUAAAAGGAGACAUUAUGGUGAAGUGUUAUCACAGACGAGCACAGGCCACCGAGAGGGACACCGUGUUUCGGCUCCAGUUUCACACCUGCACCAUCCAUGGAACACAGCUCUGGUUUGGGAAAGGAGAACUCGACGAAGCCUGCUCAGAUGACAGAUUUCCACCUGAUGCAACUGUUGAGUUUGUCUUUUCUUCUGGACCAGAGAAAAUCAAAGGACGAGAAUACCAGCGGAAUGAUCCGGCAGUCACCGUUGACUAUAACACAGCUGAUCAAGUGGUGCGCUGGGACUCUUAUGAGAACUUUAACCAGAGAUAUGAGGACACUCUAGAUGAUAUUGGGCACACCCGAGGGCCUCUGGACGGCAGCCUGUACGCUCAGGUGAAGAAGCGACGUGCUGCUGGCUCCUCCCCCCUCGCAUCCACCAAUGGCAGCCCAGGACGGAGCUCUGCAGAAAGACCAAGUCAUCUCCUCUCAGUCAGCACAGACUCUGGGCAUUCGUCGGCUCCACCCGAUCGUCUUGAGGACUCACCCAGACGGCCUCCUCCCACCCAGCAGGAGCGCGAGGAGCUAGAGCGACUUCUUGGUGGAAUCGAGGGUGAAAGGCCUGGCAGAGAUCAUGAACGAGAGACAGCCAUUUUGGAUGAUGGUGACUCCCUGUCCCCUGAACCUACUGGCUCACAUCUUGCUCGUUCAUGUUCAUGCCGUGUAGGCUACAGAUCACAGCGCUGCUCUGACAUCCAGCACUUACCCAAUGGAUACUGCCUUGACCGUUCCUCCUCCAAUGGUCAUACGUCACCAACAAUGCUUGGGUUAUGCCAGCACCACAGCGGCCAGCCACACCAGUCUCUCCCACCUCCAGACCUCUUAUGGGAUAGGCAGCAAGGCUCACAGCACUACCUGCAUGGUCCUUCCAGGCAUGUUUGCCCGUAUCCUAACCAGGACCUUUGCCCUCAUCCUCACACAAUUUCUCCAAGCGGACGGCUUCUGUGCAGGGCAGACGAAUUCGUCCCCUACACUCAGCACCACCCAAACCACCCACACCAUCCCAAGACAGCCAGCACUUACCAUGAUGUGAUGCUUGUGGACAGCCUCCUGCCACCACCCGGCUGCCCCUGCCGUGACUGUUGCAUGAGACGAGAGGACUUCCACGCAUUACGGCUUGACAGAGGUGAAGGAUUGCACUGGGAAAGGGAGGAUCUUCCCAGAGACGGUGGCUUACGACGAGGCAGAGAGUCUGAGGUCCCGAGACGCAAUAUGCACUGGGAGAGAGAAGCUGGGCUGAGACAGGCUCGAGAAGUUUCACUUCACUGGGACCGAGACAGAGAGGCAGAGCUGCAGUGGGAGAGAGAACGAGAAGCCGAGUACUGGCACCGAAGGGCUGCCCUGUCACCGUAUGGCCCUGCAGGUCACGACCCAGCUUUUACCUUUGACCCACUCCCUCAGGGACACCCAGCCUAUCCCGAGCCAUCAAGGUCACACGGACAUGCUCACCUGGAUGCAAAAUAUAGCAACAGCUCUAGCAGUUGCCAGGCAUCCCACCAGAUGUGCCACUGCUCACCUUACCAGCCUUCACCCUCUGAGAGUCGCGGGUAUGCUUCGGGCUACCAGUCAGACUCCACCUCUCCACUGCCGUCCAACUACUCUUCAUGCUACAGUCAUACAGAACCCCAUCCACAGCACUAUAGCUCCAACACACACACAGAUGGCCCAGGAGUUCCAGCUGAGAACAUAGGAUGGCGUGAACAUGUUACACACGGUUCCUUGAGGCGGCUGCAUCGUGAUGCACAUGGAACAUGUUCCACUCCCUCAGAUAUGUCUGGAUCACCCACUCCAGUUCACACCAGCAGCCCAAUGCAUACACAAGAAAGUCCCCAAUCAUUGGAAUCCAGCACUGACAGGACCAUGCAACUCGGGCAGGAGAGGACAAACUUAGCUGUCCAGCAAAAUUCCACAAAAUGUGGCCAAGGGUCUCAUCAGGCAGGAAGUCCAUCCACAGAGUAUUCCUGCAAUACUCAGACACACUCCGUCCCUCUUCAGCAGCACUCCACUCACUCCUCCUCGUCUCUUCCUCCUCAGCAACAUUCUGUACAUUCCUCCUCUCCUCCUCAUCAGUUCUCCGCACAUUCUUCUUCUGCUCAGCAGCACUCGGCUCAUUCUGCCCCUCCACAGCAGAUUUUAACAAGUCCCUCCCCAUCUCAGCAAAUCUCUUCACAGUCCCCCUAUCCACAGCAGAUCUCCACACACUCAACCCAUCCUGAGGUCAUCUCCCCACAUUCCUCUACUUCUUCUGUACAAAUCUUAAUACACGCUGCCCCUCCUGAACUGAACUCCACACACUCUGUCCCAGUAACACCCACAGCUAGCUCUGACUCACAAGCCCCAGUGCCAUCAGAUCAUUCUGCCCCAGGGUCCCCAACUCCUGCAAACCAGCAGUAUAGCACCAGCCACAUCAAGGAAGUUAGUUUCUCCACUGAAGCUCCUCAGCCAAUCAAAACCCAAAACCAAACAGCUCUGCACUCUGUGUCUCCGCCUCUCUCACAAAGCCAACCACAAAUCCAACCACAAAUCACACUUGAGUCUGCUCUACUCCAUCCUCAGAGCAAUGGAACAUCAUCAUCUCCUGAACCAGAGACCACAAAAUCAGUUCCCACAUCACCUCAACAUCCACUGUGCAGCUUGGAAGCCCCCUCCUGCUCAGAGCCUCCUGUGCCAGGCUUUGCCACUCUGGGAAGGAAGCUGAUGUUGGGCCCGGAAUUUGCCUCACAUGGAGGGCCAGAUACCACCUGCAGCUCCUCUGAUGCUUACUCCUCCCAUGCCUUCCCCUCCUCGUCAACUUGCUGUCCACCAUCUGCUACUUCAGGCACCAGUUCUGUAGAUCAGCCACCACUUCCAGAGAAACGCCGCCAGGGAAGCCUGCCAGGCUCACCUAAUGGCAGGUCAGGCACCCUAAGGGGGUUAACAAGUCAACCACCAUCUGGUCAACACCAUGUUACAUUCUCGCCAUUGGUAGGAGAGCUGGCUUUGUCCGAGCAGAGCGAGGGGCCUGAAGAGGGUGAUCCUGGCAGCAGGGUCAGCGUGAAGUUUGUGCAGGACAGCUCCCGUUUUUGGUACAAACCAGGAAUAUCCAGAGAGCAAGCCAUUGCAGCUCUGAAGGAAAAGGAGCCAGGUGCAUUCCUCAUCAGGGACAGUAACUCCUUCCAGGGGGCCUAUGGUUUGGCCCUUAAAGUGGCCACACCACCGCCCAAUGUCAACAACCAUGCCGGCAAAGGUGGAGAUCCUAUGGAACAACUGGUCAGACAUUUUUUGAUUGAAACUGGACCACGAGGGGUAAAGAUCAAAGGCUGCCAAAACGAACCCCACUUCGGGAGUCUUUCAGCACUGGUGUAUCAGCAUUCCAUCACACCAAUUUCUCUGCCCUGUGCUCUCCGCAUCCCUGACAAAGAUCCUAUAGUCGAGAAUCUGGAGGUGCAGCCUGCCAGCAACAUGAGCACAGCAGCAGAUUUACUAAAACAGGGAGCAGCAUGUAAUGUGCUGUACCUGAGCUCAGUAGAGACGGAGUCUCUGACAGGACCACAGGCAGUAGCCAAAGCAACAGGGGUGAUGAUGUCACAAAGCACCCGGCCACCAGCUACUGUAGUGCACUUUAAAGUGUCGACACAGGGCAUCACUCUAACUGACAGCCAGCGAAGGGUGUUUUUCAGAAGGCACUACCCUGUUAACAGUGUGACGUUUAGCUGUGUAGAUCCGCAGGAUAGGAGGUGGAAUAAUUCCGACAACAAGACGUCUAAAGUGUUUGGGUUCGUAGCUAAGAAACCAGGCAGUGUGGCAGAGAACAUGUGUCACCUGUUUGCCGAGCUUGACCCCGAGCAGCCGGCCACGGCCAUCGUUAACUUCAUCAACAAAGUAAUGCUGGCUUCACAGCAGCGCUGAGGAUGAAGAUAAAGAAGAGAAGCAGAAAGAGCACGUUGUUGACAUUUUAAUCACAUAAUUACAAUGCCCAAGAAGUGACCAAAGUAUCUACAAAGAACAAGAACCAAAUCAUUCUGAAUAUAAGUAAAGUGAUACUGGUGAUGUCAUUUUAAAAAAAUGGAGAAAAAAAUGACUACUGGACAGAGGAAUAUAUCAGCAAGCAUUCAUUCCUUCCUACAGUACAAUAUAUAUAUAUAUAUAUAUAUAUAUAUAUAACAGUGUUCAUACAGUUACAGGAUAUACACAUACAUGGUAUUGUAUUAACUUUAUAUCUGACAAUUAGCUGUAAUUAGAUUUAUUUCACAUACUUUUUUAAACGAGCAGUGGCUUUCACUACUAAUUUCACUGUGUUUUGUUUAUUGAAAUGAAGCGUAGCUACCAUGGGUAUCUAACAUGGUACACAGAGAGUAGUGGCACGUCUAAGAAAGUCCGAGUUUGAUUCGAAUUGGCGGGGAAAGAAAGUGGAUACGGCAUAUUGACAGGUGUGUGAAAAAUAUGAAUAUAAGUAGAGAGUACAGCUCAGCCACACAGUGUGGUACCAGACUAGAAAAGAUUUUACCAGAGUGUAAAUACUUUUAUAGAAAGUUUAAAGGUUGUGUAUUUUUUUUUUUUUUUUUUUUUAGACAGAUUCACCUUAUUAACAGAGUGAAACACAGUUGUUACUAUAAGCUUUCACCUAUCAGGUCAGUACACAAAUGAAACAUAAGUGGCCUAAAACACCCUUGCUUUAAUGUUCUUUUUAUAUAAUCAACCCACAUUAAAACAACCAGGGUAAGUUUAUACUUCACUAUUAAAAUGUAGAAUGUAUUUUAUGCUCUGGCUACAUUAUUGUAAAAAGAAGCAAAUCUUUUGCUAAGCACUCUUGUAUUUAUAAGCUUUAUUCAGUCAUGUUUAAUAUCUUAUACAUUUUCUAUGCAUGUAUCAGUCAGAGCUUUUUAAGAGACAGAAAUGUCUCCAGCUUUAAUGUACUGCACUCUUUUCUUGACCUUUGUACGUAGUAAUAUAUUCUCACAUGCAGCUUACAUGGAGAGUGAAAAAAGAUCUAAUGGAAGGAAACUUUUAUAUGAAAUGGAUUUUUAACUGCUAUUUUUGCAUAUUGAAUACAAAUGAAUAUAAUAAAGAAAUGUAAAGUUUU